AGAAAACUUCAGACAUAACACAGAACAGUAGUAGGCGUAGGUUGUUAGGAGUAAAAGUGUUAGGCUGUUGUCAGUUUAAUCACGAUCUCGUAUCAUUUUUAUCUGUUUUGAACUGUUACUGUAUAUUGAUAGCAUUCAUAGGUCAUGGUGUUGUGAAGUGAAAUAAACUGUACAGGAGAUUUGUCUCCAGGAGCAAACUUAAAUUUUACUUAGAGACAGGAUGCACAAGAGUCGUGUCGGCUCGUAUGAUGGCAAGAUCGCAGGACUGUAUGACCUGGAGAACACACUGGGGAGUGGGCACUUUGCUGUUGUCAAGUUGGCAAGACACGUCUUCACGGGCGAGAAGGUGGCGGUGAAAGUCAUUGACAAGGCUAAGCUGGAUGAUGUAUCGCGCGCUCACCUCUUCCAAGAAGUACGAUGUAUGAAACUGGUGCAGCACCCAAAUGUUGUGCGACUUUAUGAAGUAAUCGACACACAGACCAAGCUGUAUCUGAUCUUGGAGCUGGGUGAUGGUGGAGAUCUCUACGAUUACAUUAUGCGGCAUGAGGCAGGCCUCAGCGAAAGUGUUGCUCGCGAUUACUUUCGCCAGAUCGUCCGUGCGAUCUCCUACUGUCACAAAUUGCAUGUGGUUCAUCGUGACUUAAAACCUGAGAAUGUCGUCUUCUUUGAGCGGCUGGGAGUCGUCAAACUUACCGACUUCGGUUUCAGCAACAGAUUCUGCCCUGGCCAGAAGUUGGAGACAUCUUGUGGCUCUCUCGCCUAUUCUGCCCCUGAGAUUCUGUUGGGAGACUCCUAUGAUGCUCCUGCUGUCGAUGUCUGGUCACUAGGAGUGAUCCUGUAUAUGCUAGUCUGCGGGCAGGCCCCGUUUCAAGAAGCCAAUGACAGUGAGACACUCACAAUGAUCAUGGACUGCAAGUAUACAGUGCCGCCUCACGUCUCACAGCCUUGCAGAAUGCUGAUUGGUCGAAUGUUGGUGCGAGAGCCAGAGAAGAGGGCUACACUGGAGGAGAUAGCUAAUGAUCCCUGGUUGGAGGAGGUGGACACUCAGACAGAUCUCUCUUUGCCUUUGGUCUCACGGCAACAGCUUACUGAGGACGAUCACACACUCAUUGUGCAGAAGAUGGUCAACGGCAAGAUCGCCACCAAGGAGGAGAUAUUGGAAGCAUUGGACAAGAAUGAGUACAACCACAUAACAGCAACAUAUUUUCUUCUGGCAGAACGCAAACUGCGGGCACUAGAACCCAAACAGGCACUCAAGACACCAGGCAAAAUACCACCGAGUGUGCGGGUGGACUCAUGUGAUGGCGCAGCAGCCACUCUGGGGUCUAGUGGAGCCACAAUGACUGCCACACUGUUGGGUGCAACACGGUCCCCAGGUGAGAGGGCUCGCAAGUGUUCCAUAGUCACAGAAGAAGAGGAUGAUGAGGAGGACCGAGGCAGCUGCAGCAGUCGGUCAUCACUCAACCGAAGAGGCAGUCGCAGUGAAGGGAAGCUGCAUCUGGCUGUGCAGGAGUUGCGCCGGGAGGCGGUCACUGUACCGGUGAACAUCAUUUCAGAGGCAUCAACAGUCCCUAGCCCUCUGCACUCUGGAAGCCAUGCUCCGGUCCGCCCAGUCAAAACACUUCCUGCCCCCCUCCCAACUGCCCUCAGUUCCCCACAGAUUGGUCUGGGCGAGAUAUCGGAGGAAGGUUCUGCCAAGCCCAGUGGCACACCACGCUUCACUGCAUAUGAACAGAGAAGAACAAAGUUUCGUAAGACACGUACAGCCUCAUGUAGUUCUUCAGAUGCCAGCGAUGAAGACUCGGAGGGAAGAAAGAAGCGAGGAAGUACAAAGUCAUUACACCGUGGGAGAGAUCCUCAAGAUCCUGGAGGGAGCGGAGGAUCAGGAGGUACUGGAGGAGCUCCACCUCCUGGAGGCGGGUCCACAGGAGGAACUGGAAACUUUCCAUCACAGAGCAAGGGACUCGGUGGAGCUGGUGGUACUCAGGGCAGUUCUACUCAGGGGCACAGACAGUGUCUGAAUGGUCGACACCGGCGACGGGCAGGCGAGACCCGGCUAAGAGAGAGCCAGAGUCUGAACAGGAUUACAGAGGUGCAAGAGGCGGACCCCCCUGCCUCUCCUAAACUCCCUCCGAGCCCUGUGAAGGCUUCAGACUCCACUGAGGUGCGGAAACACCAGUCGAAGCGCAAUGCCCUGAUCGGUCGAUACCUCAGCCUGCAGAGGAAGCUGUGCUUGCCACUGUGGGGACGAGGAAGACUGUACAAGACUGGAGGCAAGGAUAUCAACCAGAACCUUGGGUCUGCGGCUGUUGCUGUGGCUGCAUCCAUUGGCAUGUGUCACCUCCACACGGGAGAGCAGGACAAGUGCUGCAACCUCUGCUGACAUAACAUUAAUGAUUGAGUGGUGACUGAGUACAGUUCACGUGGGGCUUCGCUGCGGGUCAGUCGACCGUCCCGGCGUUUAUCUGCACUGUCACUGCUGCCAACCAAACAAAAUCAAACUAAUUCCAAAGUCAACUGUCGUAGUAAGUCAGCACCAAAGCAAUAAUCGCUGGCAUUUCUUUUUUUCUGUUUAAAUCCACAAUUUGAUAUCAGCCCAUACUCAAUCGUCUUAAGCGUUUACAGAACCAAAGCUCUUGCAUAAUUUUAAGGUUUAAUACUGCUUUAAAAUUAUUGUCUAAGUAAUUUAUUAAUGUUAUUUAAUAAUGUUAAGUCUAAUGUAAAUUAUGUGUACAUGUUAUUUUAAUUUGUUUGUUAUGUUUUUUAAUAGUUUACAUCCUCAAGUACCAUUAUGGGUAUUUUAAAGUUUUUUUAUAUACUUUAGAUUUUAGUAAUUGUGUGUACUGUAAAUUUCAUGAGGUGUUUUAGUCCAUGUACUGUGUGAGUCUAUAAAAUGGUUUGCAACAGUUUUCAUUCUUAACAAGUUUUGGCUUGACAUAAACACUUUUUAAAAGCAUUAUUCAAAACUCUAAAGAUUGAUUAUCCUAUGUUGUAAAAGAUUGGGAUAUUUUAAAAUACCUUAUAACAUUAUUCUUUUUAAAUUAUCUACUUAAUUCCUAGUCUUGAAAUAUAGUUAAUUGAAUGUACCUGUUAAAAUUUAAACUUAAAGUGCAAUAGUUUACAAUAAUGACACUUUUAAAAUAGAAUAGCUUUAUUUAUUUUUGUUAAUAUAAACUAUUAAUAAGAAAGAUAGAAAAUGUUUUAUUAUUUAAUAAUGGCUGAAUAUUAUCACGUAUUUUGUAAACUUUAAAACAUCUUUUUUGCUUAAAUUCUUCAACUGGUUAGGCCUAUGUGAUGAUUAAAGUUGAUGACAUAUGUUUUGGGAGAAUUCAGUAUUAACUAAGGCCUUUGUAAUUUUAAUUACUUACAGAUGGAUGAUUAAAAUAAUCAAUAUAACAUAUUGCCGGACUUUAAUUAAGGUACAAACAUUCAAUGUGAAACAAUAUUUCUUUAUUUUCAUAUUCAUUAAGAACAGAACUAGCAUUAAUACAUUCAUGUUAAAAUCUGUAAUUCUUUAGCUAUGGCAUUACAUUCUUCAAAGCUGAAAACAGUUUUUGACUAGCUACUUGAAUAUUUUUCCUUUUGAGUCCUGCGGUUUAAGUUUUUCAGUUCUUUAGCAAUCAUGUUUUAGAUCCUAGCUCCAGUAUAAUAUAGUUUCUUGGCUUGUUGUAGGGUUAUUUUAUUAACUGGCUGGUUCAAAUUAUUGCUGUUUUUUUAUGUUCAUGAAUAUUGCUUUUCCUUGCAAGAUAUCUUUAGGGCACAUACUAUUACAGUAAUGUAAUUCGACACUACUGUCCAAUGACGGACCCAAGUUUUAGGAAGUCUAUCUGCAGCUGUCUCGGAGAUCUAAGUUAGUCAUGAUGCAUACUGCACACAUCUGCAUAACUAAUACUUGUUUGAGAUUGAUUAUGGAAAAUCCUCUCCAAAGCACUAAUUUAAAGCGAACAUGCCGUUUUGAGAUUAUUUUAUUAAAUUUUACUAUCUAUAUGAAUUAAUUAUAAAUUUAAAAUUCAAUUAUUUCGCCAAAGAGGUCUUGUUCUGAAAAAUUUAACUGUUAUUUGACACUUAUUAAUAUUUUUAAAAGUUUAAUAUUUGAGAUUUUUCAAAGAUUUGAAGAGGAAGAGGGGAUUGCAUACUCGUAACUACUUCUCCAAAUGCCAGUGUUCAUUUCAAUUAAUACCUUUUUGUUAGUUAUAAACAAACUUGUAAUUCAAAUUUGAGAUGGUAUACAGUAUCAUCUAUAUUAUUCUUCAAAUGAUUUGUGUUAAUGGGUAAUAAUCAGAAAUAGGUUUAAUUCAAAUUAAUUUUGGAUAUUUUUAUUUACAACUUAUUCAAUCAAACCCUAAGUAAAACAGCAAUUUAUAAAAUUUUAAAUCCUGAAAAACGUGAAUUGUUGAGAAAUAUCUGCUCUGAAACUAGGAAAACUAUAAUUAGUUUAUAGAAAAUGACAAUGACGUAAAGAUGCUUUUAUAAAGGAACCAAAUAAACUUUUCAGACCAUGAUUUUGAAAUGCUUAAAAAAGUUUGUUUGCGACAUGUUUGCUGCCAAACUCCGAUUCUCUCCCUCCUUUCUUCCUGUGACAAACCCCCUAGCCAAGAAGGCUAUCAGUGUCACCAACCAUCACAACAAUGAGACAACCUUAAGUCAUGUUUAGUUUUUAUUUGAAAUAAUCACCAGAACUAAUUACCACUGUAAAGCUUCUUUAUUCCUGUCCUCGAAAUGUUUGUUAUUACACUAUUGUUAAUAUAACCGUGAAACUAAUUUUUUGUAACAGAGUAAACUUCGCUUGCAUCAUAUUGCCAUAGUUACCAGAACUAAUUAUAAAGCUUAACAUCUAAUUUUUUUUGUUCACACCGUGUCAAAAUAUUGUUUACUUAAAUACAUUCUUGAAAUAUUUCGGCUUCAUCUUUAGUCAACAGAUGUUUAAACUGAAACAUUUUCUAUUUAACAUCUGUUGAAUGAAUGUGGCUCUCCACAGCGAGGCUUAAAUAUUUCAAGAAUGUAAUUGUGUAAGCAACGUUUUGUGUGGUGUGAACUGGAAAACUUAGAUGUUAGUCAUGAAACUGGCUGCAUGAGCUUAAGAACUAAGAAUAUAAAGUUUCUGUAUUCCUGUUCUCAAAACUUCUGUUGUCACAUUAUUGAUAGUAUAACAAUUGAAAUGAUUGUGCAACAGUGUAAACUACACUCAAAAUCCUGUUCUUUACCAUCUAAAGCGCAUUAUGUGACUGUGGGGCUUGGUAAUGUAGAUGCAGUUGAAAAAUAUGUUUAAUUUAAUGUGUGUAUUCAAAAUAUUUUAAUUGAGUAAUAUCAGUUUUAAAUCAAAUUCAGACAGUUCUUUUUAUAGGAGCUUACUUUUUUUUCUUUUUUUUUUUGACUAAGCUACAAGAUUUUCCAGAUUAAUAAAAUUCACCAAGCUUUAUUGAGUUCAAAUUUAUUCAAGCUCUUUGAAUAUAAUAAUUAUUGUAUACUACCUAUCUAUCAGUUUUGUUUAUCAUCAUAGAUUGUACUGGAAUAUCAUGAAUUUUUGUCUGUUAUUCCGUGCUUUUCAAUAUUUCAAAAUAAUAAAUAAAUACGCCAGUUGCCUUUUGUAAAAAAUAAUUUGCAUUUGAAUUAUUCCAUUUCUUUGUACAGAAUGUCCUCCAAAAAAGUAUGUGAAUUUUAUUUUCCACUGCUCCACAAAUCAUUCCACAAACUUCUUAAUCCAUGUAACAAAAUAUGUCUGUAAGAAAUUUUAUUGUGAUGCUUACAGAAAUAGAAUACAGCUGAAAGAAAUAUAGUGGAAAAGUACAGUGCUUUUUUGUUUUAUUUUUUAAUACAUUUUUUAUUGAUACAAAUCUAUUUAAAGCAAACUAAUAUGUAAAUAGAAAUUAACAUGUGAUAAAAAAUUAAUUAAAUUCAGAAAGCUCUCUGUGUUCAAUGUUGGAAAACUUCAAAAUAUUUCAGAUCUACGUAUAGACUAGUCAGCUAUUGCAGUAAACAUAUGAGUGCACGAGGAUUCAGGAAUACUUUUAGGUAGUGGGUUUGUUUCUAUUACACAGAGAUGAGUGCAUAUGAUUUCGUCCAGGUCUCUUAUCCAUUAAAUUAUACCUACUACUUGCAGCAUGCUUCACUAUAUAAUCAAGAAAUUAUGCUUCAUCUACGAUUCAUCAUAACUUGUAUUUUUAAUACACUUUCAUGGUCAAAUUUGAAGUGUUUGAAGAGAGUCAUAUGCACUCUAUUAACUUAUUUUGAAAAGUUUCGAGUAUUUCUGUAUGUUGAACUUUGUAUCAUUCAAAAUAUGCAUCAUAGCUAUACUAUUGUGAUCAUUACUUAUGUUAAAGUUUCUGAUUUAGACUUCAAUAUUUUUCCAAUCAUUUGACUUUAAUUCACAUUAUUUACUUGACUCUUAAUUUUGAUCAUCUAAACUACUAACAUAAAAUACACAAUAUUUAUUUCUUAUGAGGAAAUCUGUUUUUCUUUUAAAUUGCAUUCCUCUCUUCUUGUGGGAACUAUUAUCUUCUAUUGUCCAAACUGUAACUUAAACUAUUCAUUAGAAACUUGCCUCGCUUGGUAUAUUUAAAAUCUUUUCAGAAUACUAAACAAUUCAUCCCAAAUCAUAGUAGACGUUAUUUUUCUUUUGAAAUAGUUUAUAGCAUUUAAAAUAAAUACAAAUUUUUAAUAUAUGCUAGUGGUUGCUUUUUAUAGAUAUUUUUAUAGUUGUUAUUAUUAUUAUUCGAAUGAGUUACAAGUGAAGACUUCAUAAUACGUUUAAAAUCUAGAAAGUAAGAGUUAUCAACUAUUUUAUUGUCUUUAAUUUUUCUUGUAAAUGCAUGUCAAUUUCAUACUGGAAAAGCAGUUAUAUUUGUAAUUUACGAACUCAAAAUCAAAAUAUAUGAUAUAAUAAAAUUGUUUUACUUCUGCCAUUGACAUCUGUGACGGUUAAAGAGUAUUAUUUUUAAUAACUCAAUUUCUUUUUGCCAAAACUCGUGAAGAGAACUGUUUUGACUGAUAAUUGAAAAUCUGCAUAAGUUGUGACUUGUGGUUUUAAACUGUUUCUUUUAAUAGUUUAAGAUGUUUCAUCUGAGAAUAAACUAGUCAUUUAUGUUGUAGCACUGUUUUUAUUUAUCUUCUACUUAAGUUUGACAAAGAGACUAUUUUAAUCCACUAUUUUAUGAAAUAAUUUUGUUAGUGAAUAUUUAAUUUUAUUAAGGCAUCUUUAGUUUAUUGGACUCACAUUAAACAAUGAUCUCUGGGUAAUUGUAAGAACUUGUUUUAGUUUCUUUUUUACCCAAUUUUGUUGUUUAAUAUAUUGAUUUUUUACACCAGUUAGUGUUAUUAAAGAACUUCGUCUUGUUUCUUUACAUUGAUCUUAUGUUCUUUAUUUAUUGUACAGUAAUUUUAUUUGAUAUUAAUUGUAAACAAUAAACUUGUUUAGUUAUUGUU
Homalodisca vitripennis (glassy-winged sharpshooter) is the source of this 7422-nucleotide messenger RNA. It is a transcript of the gene Snrk, whose product is annotated as SNF-related serine/threonine-protein kinase. Lineage: Eukaryota; Metazoa; Arthropoda; Insecta; Hemiptera; Cicadellidae. The coding region runs from base 221 to 2383 and encodes 720 amino acids. The record is from RefSeq and is a predicted model, not a curated record. The transcript has 11 exons. Gene Ontology annotation, cellular component: cytoplasm. Gene Ontology annotation, molecular function: ATP binding; tau-protein kinase activity; protein serine/threonine kinase activity. Gene Ontology annotation, biological process: microtubule cytoskeleton organization; intracellular signal transduction; protein phosphorylation.